UCUUCAGGAUCUGCUCAAUGGAGCGCCAUCAUGUGAUACUGGGAAUAAGGUGGAGUUCAGCUUUAAGGGGGUGUCUCCUGCUCGCCUCGCAAAUCUUUAGGGUCAGAGCUGGAGAAAUACCAGUGGAUGUUUUCCCCAUUGCCUGGCUCCGUGUUCUCCAUCCACCCUUCUGCUCAACCCCUCCCCAAAUCAAGGAACGGGGGAAAAUAAGAUCAAUUACAAGAUUGUUAUCAAGGUUAUAAAGGAAAUGAAGUGACAGUUUUUGGUGAGAUCCUGCUGGUUGAGUGAUGAGACCAUUUUGAGCUUCUGAAACCAUUCGGAAGAAACUCAGUGCAGUCCAGACCAAUGCAGGGCACGGACGCAAGUUCCAACAACAUGAACACGUCAUUUCUCUCCUCUGCUGGGAAUCAGUCCAUCCACCUGAACUUUUCAGAGAAGAAUUCCAGAAUCAUACACUUCCAAGAUGAAGAUUGCCACAUGCCACUGGCCAUGGUCUUCACCUUGGCUCUGGUUUAUGGGGCUGUGAUCAUUCUUGGUGUCUCUGGAAAUUUAGCCUUGAUUAUUAUAAUCUUAAAACAGAAGGAGAUGCACAAUGUUACCAACAUCCUUAUUGUCAACCUUUCCUUCUCAGACCUUCUAAUGACCAUCAUGUGUCUCCCCUUCACCUUUGUAUACACUUUAAUGGACCACUGGAUUUUCGGGGAGGCCAUGUGCAAGCUGAAUCCUUUUGUGCAGUGUGUCUCAAUCACAGUCUCGGUUUUCUCUUUGGUCCUCAUCGCGAUUGAACGCCACCAGCUGAUCAUCAACCCUCGAGGGUGGAGGCCGAAUAACAGACAUGCCUAUCUAGGGGUUGCUGCCAUCUGGAUUCUAGCUGUGGCUUCCUCCUUGCCUUUCUUGGUUUAUCAUGUAUUAACUGAUGAACCCUUCAAAAAUAUAACAAUUGAUGAAUAUAAGGACAAAUAUGUGUGCUUGGACUUGUUCCCUUUGGACACUAUCAGGCUUUCUUAUACCACAGCUCUGUUGGUGAUACAGUACUUUGGACCACUUUGUUUUAUAUUUAUUUGCUACUUAAAGAUAUACAUACGCUUAAAACGAAGGAACAACAUGAUGGACAAGAUGCGAGACAAUAAAUACAGAUCCACUGAAACCAAAAGGAUCAACAUCAUGCUGAUCUCUAUUGUGGUUGCAUUUGCAGUCUGCUGGCUGCCUCUUACCAUCUUUAAUAUUGUGUUUGACUGGAAUCAUGAAAUUCUACCUGUUGCCACCUGCAGCCACAAUUUAUUGUUCUUGAUUUGCCACCUCACAGCCAUGAUCUCUACCUGUGUGAACCCUAUCUUUUAUGGAUUUCUCAACAAGAAUUUCCAGAGGGACUUGCAAUUUUUCUUUCAUUUUUGUGAUUUUCGCUCCAGGGAUGAUGAUUAUGAGACUAUAGCCAUGUCCACCAUGCAUACAGAUAUUUCGAAGACCUCUUUGAAGCAAGCAAGCCCAGUAGCAUUUAAAAAAAUAAAUAAUGAUUACGAUGAAAAAAUAUAACCCCCUCUUCCAACCCAAGAUGUUGGCAGUACGGUCACAGGUGAUAUGGGCCCAAGAAAAAGCACAAACUUGUAACAAAAUGGGUAAUAAUUUUUCUUUUUUAAGGAACUCUCUUGUCACUUUGAAAUGAUAUGCUGUGCAUUUUUCCCUAUUGCUGCUUUAAUAUUCACAGCAGUUAUAUUUGAAUCACAAUAUAAGACAUUGUUGGACCUGCUUCUGUUUAGCGUUUUCAUCAGCUAUCUUUUGUUGGAAAGUUAUGCAUGUCUGCACUAAGAUUUAUCUAUUGUAUUUAUCGAAAAGGAAUAUUUUUUCAGCAGUGUGAAUAUAUACAAAUCCAUUGGAAACAAUAGUGGUCUGAAUGAGACUAUCACUAAAGAAGACAUCUAGUCUGGCAUAAAAUUAGAUCAUUCUGAUUUGAAGAGCUUUUUUUUUUUUAAUCCAGUUUUAGAGCAGUAUUAAAUAAAAGCCUAUUUGCUGGAAUAACCAGACAAGGAUGACUCCUUCACUAACCCUCAGAUUACAUUAAAUGGUGACAUGCAUAUGCAUUGUUUAUAAAGAUAAUUUGUUUUUUAAUCAAUUAGGAUCAAAGAAAAAAUUAAGGGCCAAUUUCUGUUCUUAUUUAUACUAGUGAAAAUUCCACAGAGUAAUUCCACUGAGUGCAAUGGAGUUACUCCAGCUUUUCACCAGUGUAGCUUUUAGCAGAAUUUGGCUCUUAAUCCUGUCUUUGAAUUUGAUCCUAACAUCUUACAGCUAGAUUUAAUAAUGCAAACAAUUUUUCAUUUAAAAACCACAAUUUAACAUUUUCUUUUGCUAACAUCUGAGGGACUCAGACUGUUAGCAUGAAGUUCACCCGAACCCAAGACAUACACACUAUUUAAAUCCUACUUAGACCCUUUUUUGAGGACCUAAGUGGUGUUUAAGAGCCAGCCCUCUGCACAGGGUGGAAUUUCACCCUCAAAGAAUACUUUGAAAAUCAGGUCCACUAGUAAAAAUAUGUGGUGGUCCUGGCUAUUUGAAAUUUUAAUAGUAAUUACUUUGCUAGUCUACAUUAAUAAUUUAGAGCUGUAUUCUUCCAUCAGAUACAAUGAUGUAUUUCUGGACUUUCUCCAGCACAAUGAAGGAGUUGAUCCAAAUUUCCAUCAUUGUAAAGGAAGGCAGGAUUUGGCUUGAAAUUUUUGUUGGCACAUUUAGUUGCUAUACACCCAUUCCAUCUAUUGAUCAAAGAUGCUUUCACCUUUGGAGGCCACUCAUUAUUUGCCAAGAUGUUCACAAUACAGUUCUCUGAAUUAUUACAUUUGUUAAAAGACUUCUCAACUAUAAAUCUCCAGAAUAUAGGCAUACAGGGCUAGAUCCUCCGCUGAUGUAAAUCUACAUAGCUUCACUGAAGUAAAUGGAACUACAACAGUAUUCAUUAGCUGAGAAUCUAUACCAUGAAGUGUACUUUUCUAUCUAAGUCAGUGCCUAUACAAGUAAUCACCUUGUUUAAUACAAAGAAUAGAGCUGAUUCUUGUUUACACUAAGGUCCCUUGAAACUAUUUUGGCAGUAUAAAAAGGCCUAAAAGUAGGUGUAAUGUAAGUAUAACACACAUGGAAAUUAGGCCUGGCAUCUCUAAACAUAAAGGAUCUCUAAGUAUGAUGUUGAAUUUAAUAUACUCAAAAUAUGAUAGGAAUAGAUGAUUAAGAAAUGAAAAUAUUUUGUUUUGCCAGUGUUCAAAUGUCAAAAAAUAGUUUGUGCCUUGUGCAGUCUUAUAAAUAAUGUAUUAUAUAGAAUGUUAAGGUAUCAGUGUGUCCUUGUGCUAUUAUAAUUUCAUGUAUCUCAUUUUGGGAAUGUUAUUAUGAGGGCGAUGAGACAACUACUGUACAUAUAAUGUAUCCGGAAGAGAAUACAUUUUGUUUUAGGAGCUUGGCCACUUUUGUGUUUUGUAAGUUUUUCCUUUUCUCUGUGGUCAUCUCUGGUGAUACAUUGCCAAUAGUUUAACAAUGGACGUCUACUAAUAUUUCCCCUUCACUCUGUGAUAAAUGCCAUGAAUCGGGUAAACAUUCUUCCAGGGAGAAAUAGAGCAGGACUGGCAAAUCCAUCCUUGUUUUUCCCAUUUAAAGAAAAACACUUUCUUGUAAUCAUACAGAAGGCAGGAUACAAAAGUAUUUGGCAAACUAACAUAUGAAUGUACCUGCAGGAGAUGUUUAUACAGUUUCCUCUGUGUUUGGCUCCACUAGUGCAAAGCAACUCUAACGCUAGUUUUGCCUGUGAUGCAAAUAGGAGAGUGGGGUAACCAGGGGUGCUGGAACAAUUUGUAUAGUGGGGGU
This is a messenger RNA of Chelonoidis abingdonii (Abingdon island giant tortoise), 3840 nucleotides long. It is a transcript of the gene NPY1R, whose product is annotated as neuropeptide Y receptor Y1. Gene Ontology annotation, cellular component: plasma membrane; neuron projection. Lineage: Eukaryota; Metazoa; Chordata; Testudines; Testudinidae. Gene Ontology annotation, biological process: G protein-coupled receptor signaling pathway. The record is from RefSeq and is a predicted model, not a curated record. Gene Ontology annotation, molecular function: neuropeptide binding; neuropeptide Y receptor activity.